UCUUCAAGGUUCACACAUCCGCCGGUGGUGUGUUGGUGUGUUUUGCCCGGUGGGGCAUGUGUGAGCGUGUUUCUGCCCCCGGUGGGGGUAAUACUGGGCCCGCGGCCAGCCUGUCCGCCCCGGGUUCAGCCCCGCAGGAGGAGGAGGAGGACGGCGGCGGCGGCGGGGUGUUUCUGGAUCUGACGGAUCUGCCAGUGGAGCAAAGCGAGAGGAGACCGACCUGCCCGCGCUGCUGUCGCCCAGAGAAAGUUUGCCUGUGUCCGUUUCUGCCUGUUAAUCCUCUGGAGGUGUCCACCUGCCUGUACAUCGUCCAGCACCCUGCUGAGGAGAGCCGAGUGCUCCGAACGGUUCCUCUGCUGGUGGCGUGUUUACCGAAGGGAAAAUGUAACGUUCUGGUUGGGCGACGAUUUGGUGAAGAGAGGUUCCCUGAUUUAGCCGCAGUCUGCAGAGACAAGCACACACUAAUCCUGUAUCCUGGAUCUGAUGCUGAAAAUCUGGAGGAGCUGGACACGGACUUCACCUCCACUCCACACAAUGUCAUCAUUAUAGAUGGCACCUGGAGCCAAGCCAAGGACAUGUUCCUCAGAAACGCUCUCUUCCGUUUACCCAAACAGGUGCAGUUAAAUAGCGCCCCCUCCAGUCAGUACGUGAUUCGUACUCAGCCCACCAACAUGUGCCUGUCCACACUAGAAUGUGCUGCUGUCACUUUGUCCAUUAUGGAGAGAAACCAAGCCAUACAAGAGGUUCUGCUGAGGCCACUGCGUGCCUUGUGCUCUUUCCAGCUGCAGCACGGAGCUCAGGUUCACCACAGCAAAGAACACCUGCUGAAGAACGGCCUGUACGAUAAACCCAUGCCCAAAAACAAGCGCAAGAUCAAGAGGAUGCAGAAACUUAUCACCAACCAGAACAUCUGACACAAGAAACAGCAUAGGUUUUUAAAUUUGAAUAUUUAUUUGAUGUAAAUUGAUUUUUCAGAGACAGUUCUGCACCUUUUGAUUGAUCUACAUGUUCCUGUUGUUUUUGUCUGUCUCUGGGAUUUUGACUUUUGUAAUAUUAAACUCACUAUGGACAGGAGAUUCAAUUGCUGUACAAAAUCAACAACCACUGCUAAUCACUACAACUCAACAACUCAACAAACCUCUGCUCCUGCUUCUGUCAUGUUCAUGUACCUGAACAGAUGGGGACGGGGACGGUUUCUUUGGGGACGGUUUCUUUAUAACAACAAACAAAUUCUGCUUAUUAUCUGUUUAUUUCUGUUCUGAUUGACUAUAGGAUUUACCCUGGUUACAGUAAAUUCAAAAAGGUAAAAUCUGAUUGGUGCACUGGCUUAUCACUGUAAUAUAAGGCAUUGGCCAUGUAUUAUUACAUGUGAGUAUAUCUGACCUGUUUAAUCAUGCUUCAUGUUUGUUUAUGAGAGAGGUGUUACAUGACUUACAAGCUACUGUUAUUUUCUAAAGCCUGGUUUUAGCCGUUUUAGACUUUUAGACUAGCAUUUAACUUCUUUUUUGGGUUAAAUGUAACUGAAAUAAAUUAUUUCAUGAUUUC
Astyanax mexicanus (Mexican tetra) is the source of this 1545-nucleotide messenger RNA. It is a transcript of the gene dtwd2, whose product is annotated as DTW domain containing 2. NCBI's taxonomy places the organism in Eukaryota, Metazoa, Chordata, Actinopteri, Characiformes, Acestrorhamphidae. Bases 57 to 914 code for a protein of 285 amino acids. The transcript is spliced from 6 exons. The record is from RefSeq and is a predicted model, not a curated record.